AGCGAGUAGAGCUCGGCGGCGGGGCGGGCGGCGAGCUUUCAGCGCUCCCCUCCCGAGGCCGGGCGGGCGGCGCGCGCGCAGCUGCCGCCAGUCCCUUCGCGACGCACCUCGCGACAACAUGUCCCCUCUGUGGAUCUUGCUCACAUUGCUCCCCGUCCUGGGGGGAGCAGAAAGGUUCAACUGUAAAAGUCGGAUCUUAGGCGCAUACUACGCGGACGCCAAGUCAGGAUGCAAGGCAUUCCAUGUGUGCGUGCGCGUCGCCGGCGGAGGAAUACGAGACUUCAGGUUCUUCUGCCCCCCGGGCACGCUGUUUCACCAAGAGGCCCAGACCUGCACGGACUGGGGAGACGACGACCCUCUGGCUUGCCCCGCAAACAUCUACGACGGUCAGUUCGAUCUCUACAGGAUCGGAUCCGGAUUUGACAACAAGAAGUUGUCGUCUCAAGGAAAUCGCGAUGAUGAAGCCGAGUUUGGUCUGCAGCGUGCUGAGACCGGCGACCGGCGUCUUUCACAGAACAACGCCAAUCCUAACCGCCCUGACUCUGACCUCCGCGCCGCACACUCGUCAGAUUUCUUCAGUGGUCAGCGUGACCGCGGUCGUGACGAGCUCGCUAACUCCGCGCCCUCCUCCACUCCUGCUCCCUCUCAAAACCCUUACCAGCGACAGUCGUUCCGUAGAGCCACCACACCAAGAUCAUUCCCCACCACCCAGCGAACGUUCCCUACAACUCAAUAUACCUCUCCUGCCCCAUCCCCGACGACCCAACCUCCAGUACCACCUCAACAGUACGACGUCGCUUCAAAACGUAAACUGGUACGAAAACGUCCAAUUUACGUGUCGACAAAAGCACCUCCCACGACCUUGCCCAACAUCUCACCCGAACAAAACUACCCAGAACCAUUUAAGCAACAACAGCAAAAACAACAAAUGCAAAACCAGCAACAACAGCAACAGCAAGAGCAGCAACAACAGGCUCAGCAAAAUAACUAUAACCGUCGUGUACCCGCCCAGAAUAAGCAAGCCUACACUGCCGCUCCAAGCGUGCCUCCACAGUACAAACAAUACAAGGAUGAAUAUGUUGAGGUCCCCAGAGUGACUCCAAAACAGAGUAACAGAUUCUACCCGAGCAUCGCUCCUUCUACGUCCUUCCCACAGCCACCAUCUACUGCUGCUCCAAGAUUUAACAAAAAGGACGGUUUGAUCGAGUUAUACAACUAUGAUGCACAGUCGACUCCGGGUCUCAACACACAAAAAGAUAACCGCCCCUUUAAAGUUAAGAACAGUUUCAAUGUAGAAGACGUUCCAAGAGAUCCCGAAUUCUCUCGCGUGAAGAACUUCAAUAACUUUAAUAAAGUGGAAAACAAUAGAGAAUUCCCUACGACCACUGACUACAGCUUCUCUGCGAAAACAUUCCCCACUACCACGCCAGCAUACAAGAACUUUAACAGCGUAUCGUAUGAACCAGAAAAAAAUAAUUUCUUGCCUUAUUCCAAACAAAAUCAAUUCAACAACCCAACAACUACGUUUGCACCGAGCACAACUAUUUACACGACUUCCCGUCCCGAGCCACCACCGAACUUGAACACUGUAGCGUAUAAUACUAACAUCGCCUUCAACACGCAAGCCGCUAACUUUGCUGACAACGAUGAAGAUGAUGGUCAGUAUCACCCUCCUCAAGGUGAGGACGACGGGCUCUACCGACCUGAGAUAUACGAGCGAGAACUGCUCUCGGGCGCACACUCCCUGAACAUUGCUGCUAGCGGCAACAGGCUACCAGAAGACAGGAAGACUUAUGCGAAGACGCAGCACCCACCUAAACACUCGGGCCAGACCGCUGCCCCUAGACCAUUCAGGCCUGCCCCCACACAGACUGUGCCUCCGACUACGAGGGCACCUGAAACAACCUAUCCUACAACGUCCCAGCCACAGACAGUCAACACGCAGCGCACAUUUGAUUACUUCCAAACUUACACGACAACGUCUAGGCCUAGUAGUUAUCAAGCAGAACAAAACUUUGGUAAUGACGCACCCGCUAGGCCUACGACGACACUAGCUCCCAGAGCGCCGGAGACGAGGCCGCCGCGCCCGCCGAGCCGCGCGCCGCUCCCGCCCGCGCCGCCCUCCACGCCCGCGCCCCGACCGACAACCCGACAACCGCACUUCGCUAACCCCGCCAGCAACAAGGAAGACAACAGCUACGACUACGCCUACUACGACUCUGAUCCAGGAUUUACAGAAUAUGAUCAUAUAGAAGAAUUUGGUAAAACUAAAACAAGAGCGUAAUAAUUAAUGUAUUAUAUUAAAUCACUGCCAUUAAAUUAGUCGCCUCUUUAGGAACAUACUGACGAAGUACUUAGUUCUCUCAUGCUACGUUAUGUCUAUAAUUGGCCCUAAAACUAAAUUCUAUUUGACUAUUCAUGACAAUUAAAUAUAUAAGUGUCACUGUCCGUUUUAUAAAAGAACACUUAAUGAUAUAGUGACUAUCAAGUACAACAUUUGUAAAUAAAGCAUGAAGAUAUUUAUUAGGAUUAUCCGUUACGUAAACGUAAAAACAAACACCAGUUUUAUUUAUAUCUAGAGAGGCUUACCCGUAGUUACCCUAAAUUAUUUGUGAUAUUACUAUUGAUGUUUCUAUUGGAAUAAGUCGUUUGUUACUGUGUUAGUAUUUACAAACAAUCGAUGACGUAUUUAUGCAAGUACAUGUCGUAGGUACUCUCACUUGCUGACAUUGGUGUUUACCGAUAUAGAUUUAUGUUUUAUCUAUGUACAAUAGAAAGUAAGUUAUGACGAUAGAUUGUAAAAUAUUUCAUUGUAAAUAAAGUUUUCUUAAUAAACAA
Molecule: messenger RNA, 2838 nt
Organism: Trichoplusia ni (cabbage looper)
Lineage: Eukaryota; Metazoa; Arthropoda; Insecta; Lepidoptera; Noctuidae
Product: putative mediator of RNA polymerase II transcription subunit 26
Exons: 4
Coding region: 119-2284 (721 amino acids)
Cellular component (GO): extracellular region
Molecular function (GO): chitin binding
Source: RefSeq, a predicted model, not a curated record